This is a messenger RNA of Rhizophagus irregularis DAOM 181602=DAOM 197198, 2683 nucleotides long. RefSeq lists its product as uncharacterized. Lineage: Eukaryota; Fungi; Glomeromycota; Glomeromycetes; Glomerales; Glomeraceae. Gene Ontology annotation, biological process: protein phosphorylation; cell surface receptor signaling pathway. The record is from RefSeq and is a predicted model, not a curated record. Gene Ontology annotation, molecular function: protein binding; protein serine/threonine kinase activity; ATP binding.
UGUUUCGGAUAAUAUUAGUUUCAUUUUAGAUAUAAAUAAGCAUAUUUUUUUUCUCUAAACACUAAAACUUCAUCUUUUAAUUAUCGAUUUUUUUUUUAAAAAAAAAUAAAAGAAAAUUAUGUCAGCUUAUAAAACCGCUAUAGAAAAUACUCCGGAAGUAGUUGCAGCUGCUGCGGAAUUUGCUGGAAGUGUAGCUGACUUAGGCAAUUCGUUAGAUAUUGCAAAAGCUACUCUUGGAGCCGUAGGAACUGUAGGAGAGGCUAUUAAACCAUUCGUUCCAUUAAUUGCAGUUGUUACAACGGUAAUUAGUGAAAUUAUCACUAUCUAUGAAGACGCUCAGUAUAACAAAAAAAUUUGCAAUGCUUUAAUGGAUAGAGUUCAAACAGCCGAAAGUGCUAUUAAAACUUUAAAUAGACGAAAGCAAGAAAAUGAAAAAAAUUUCCUUAGUAAGGAAUAUUAUAAAGCAUUUGUAAAAUUUACUGAUGUUAUGAAAAAAAUUAAAGAUUUUAUUAGGGACAUUAGUCAAUUACAAGGUUACAAAAAAUUCAUACAUGCUAGUUCUAUUAAAGAUAAAUUUAAUCAUUUAGUUGAUGAAUUUGAUACUGUUAUGAGUGAUUUACACUUUACUUUGACGGUUGCCAACGAAGUACAAAGAGAAAUUGAUCAAAAAGCACUUGCUGAUGAUAUUGCCGAAAUGACAAAGUUCUUGGAAAGGAUUGAAGGUGGUAUUACCGCUGGUAAUAACCAAAUUAAUACGGUUCUUCAAGAAGUCAUAUUAAUUAAGAAUCAAAUAGAAACAUUUACUGAUAUUAAGAGAAGUUAUUUACCAAUACCCGAGACUAUAAAAGCGACUACAAUAGAUCCAAAAGAACUUACAGAUCCUAUUGGAGGUAAAGCAUCUGACCGUCGUGGGAAAAAAGAACCUUUUAUUUUAAAGAAAACUUUGAAAAAUAGUAUAGAGGUUGCUUGUGUUCCUAAAUCAAUCCCUGAAGAUAAUUCUAUGAAAGCUCAAAAGAUUCAAGCUCAGCUUGCUAUUUUGGGGAAACUUCAAGAUUCUCCUAACAUAUUGAAAUUUUAUGGACUCUCUCAUGUUGAUGAUAAUUUAGUUAUGAUACUUGAAUGGGCUGAAUUGGGAAAUCUUCGCGAAGUUUAUAAUAAAUUCGAUAUCGUCUGGACUGCAAAAGUAUCUAUUGCUCUUGGAAUUUGUCGAGGCAUCACUUUCUUGCAUUCCUGUAAUAUUUAUCAUCACGAUGUUCGUUGUGAAAAUGUUAUGAUGACUUGGCAUUUGGAGCCUAAACUUACAAAUUUUGAAUAUGCGCGUCUUACAACUGAUUCCACCUCUAACGUUACUAAUCUAACUGAAAUUGUGCAUUGGCUUGCUCCUGAGAAAUUGAGAUCUGCUAACGUUCAACGUUAUAACGCAAAAUGUGAGAUUUUUAGUUUUGGUAUGUUACUCUGGGAGUUGGCUUUUGAAAAAGUUCCUUAUGAAAAUUGGGAUAUGAACAAAAUAAGAGAUCAUGUUUUGGCUAACAAAAGAGAAAAGAUUUCCUUUGGUAAAGAAUCAAGCAAUAUACAAAAACUACAACAAGGUUAUGCGAAAAUUAUUGUUGCUGCCUGGCAAGAUGACCCACAAAUUCGAGCGUCAUUGCAAGAAAUAUUUUUAGAAUUACACUCAUUGUAUACAGAGUUUUGUUCCACAGUAAACAGUUCUCCUGUUCUUAAACCCGAUAAAAGUUUAGAUUUAGAUGGAUCUAAAGCAACAGCUCCAGUUUCUAUUAGUGAUGAAGGAGGGUUAGAAUUGCCAGAUAUGGAGGAUUUCUCUAUUGAUGCUAUAGUUGAAAUUAUGCCACUUGAAGAAGGCAUUGCAGCUCAUAAGAAAAAAGAAUUUCAAGUAGCAUGGGAAUGUUUUAACGCACAUUCGGAUUUAGGAAACACAACAGCUAAAUAUUGGAAAGGAUAUUAUUUAUGGGAAGGUUAUGCUUGCGAAAAAGACAGAGUUGAGGCAUCAAAUUUAUUUAAAGAAGCGGCUGAUGAUGGAUUACCAGAUGCACAAUUAAGAUAUGCAUUUAGUUUGGUUGGAAAUCCCGGAGCUAAAUUUGAUAAAGGUGUAUUUAUUGAAUAUCUUACAAAAGCUGCAGAAAAUAAUAAUAGUACAGCCCAAUUUAAUUUAGGUGAUUUAUAUAUGCACGGUAAAUUGAAUGUACCAAAAAAUGAAGAAUUAGGUAUAAAAUAUUUAAAAUUAGCCGCAUUAUCUAAUCAGCCCAAAGCUAUUGAAAUCUUACAAAAAUUGAAAAUUAACAUUUAUAAUGACGAUAAAAUUCUUACAUAAUUUGAGGAGUUAUUCUUAGUGUAGUGUGUGAUUUAACGUGUAAUAGAACUAUUUAUGAUUUUUAUAUUUAAGUGUAAUUUAUUAUUAUUUUUUUUUACGUUAUUAAUAGAAUGAAUCAAAUAAAAAAAACCAAAAUUUCAAUUAGAUUAAUUGAUCAUCAAAUUACUCUUAACGUAAAAGUACUAUACCUAUACGUUUCAAUCACGAUCGGCAUAUAUUGAAAGAAUAUAAUUAUAUAACAUUUUCUAAAAGUCGGGUCUAAACCGCGCAAUAUUAUAUGUACUGUACAUAAACAAAACUGCAAAAAUCAUCGCUUGAUAUAAGCAUCUUAUUUUUAGUAUAAUAAAGUAAAAA